UUCAUUGCAGAGUUUGACAUUUCACGGAUGGAAGCAAAGAGGAUCUCACCUGGUGCUUUAACCAAGCAUUUGGUUUCCAGCUGAAGUAGAUUUUUUCCUGCAGUGACAUUAUGGCGACAGCAUCAACAGUGUCAGAUGAUUUGCAUCCUUUGAAGCGGCGCAACAGCUAUGGAUUUCUGCCACCUUCCUUGUCUGAGCUGAGGGUAGUUCUGCUUGGGAACAGCUGGGCUGAGAGGAGUUCAGUGGGAAACUCUGUACUGAGAAAAACUAUGUUCAACACUAAGGAAGAACCAGACCAGUGUCUGAGAAGCAGUGGACAGUUUAAAAGAAAAAAAAUAGUUCUCAUCAACACCCCAGAUCUGCUGCAUCCCAACAUCACCCAAGAGAAACUUUCAAAAUAUGUAAAAGACUGUGUGAGGCUCUCUGAUCCUGGACCUCAUGUGUUCCUGCUGGUUCUACAGCCUGAGCACUUCACUGAGAAACACAAACUGAGACUUGGCAGAGUCCUGGAACUCUUUGGUGAUCAAUCAUUCGAUCACUCACUGGUAUUCAUUUCACUAUCCAAAAAGGGUAGUUCAGGGUUCAAUGAAAAUGUUAUGCAACAUCCACCAUUACAAGACAUGAUCAGAAUGUGUAGAGACAGAUAUUUGAGGCAGAACCAUGACCGUUCAGAGCUGUUAACAUGUUUGGAUCAAACUGCAAAGGAGAACAACGGAGAGCAUGUGAGCUGUGAUGUGUUUGAGGAGGAUGCAGGUUUGAUCAUGGCACCAAAGUCUGAACACAUCGAACCAGCUUUAAAUCUGGUUCUGUGUGGGAGGAAAGGAGCCGGGAAGACUUCAGCAGCCGAAGCCAUUUUAGGUCAGAGAGCGUUUCCUUCAGUCUCCAACUCCUCAGAGUGUGUUAAACAUCAAGGAGAGGUGUGCGGACGAAUGGUUUCCCUGGUGGAGCUCCCUGCUUUGUGUGGAAAACCUCAGGAGGCAGUGAUACAGGAAUCAUUCAGCUGUGUCACCCUCUGUGGUCCUGAGGGCGUCCAUGCCUUCCUCCUGGUCCUACCUGUGGGUCCCCUCACUGAUGAAGACAAGGGAGAGUUAGAGACCAUCCAGAACACAUUCAGCUCUCGAGUCAACGACUUCACCUUGCUGCUGUCCACUGUGGAGUCAGAUCCUAAAGCUCAAGCUGUUAACUUUCUAAAGGAGAACAAGGACAUCCAGGAGCUCCUUCAGAGAUGUGGAGGAAGAUAUGUUGUUCUCAACAUCAAGAACCAGCAGCAGACACCAGAGCUGUUGGAUGCUGUACAAGAGAUGAGAAGUAAAGGAUCAAGGUGCUUUACAAAGGACAUGUUCACCAAGGCUCAGAUGGAGAAGGUUGUAGAGCUGGGUAACACUAACAGAAGACUUAAAGCUGACCUGCAGGAUGUUCAAAAGAAAAGUCAGGAAGGAAAUGUUGAUGAGAGUCAGGACAGAGAGUGUCUCAGGAUGGUGCUCAUUGGGAAGACUGGCAGUGGGAAGAGUGCAACUGGAAACACCAUUUUGGGCGAAAAAUUGUUUGAAUCAUCUGUCAGCUCAAAGUCAGUGACCAGGAUUUGCAAUAAAAGAACAGGAGAGAUUGAUGGACGUCCUGUCGCUGUGGUGGACACCCCUGGUUUGUUUGACACAACACUGUCCAAUGAUCAAGUUCAAGAGGAGCUUGUGAAAUGCAUCAGCUUGUCGUCUCCUGGACCUCAUGUGUUCUUACUGGUGCUGCAGAUUGGCCGAUUCACCCAGGAGGAAAAAGACAGUGUGGAACUGAUCAAGAACAUGUUUGGCAAGAGAUCUGGAGAUUUCAUCAUCGUUAUAUUCAGCAGAGGAGAUGAUCUGAAUGAUCAAACAAUAGAGAGUUACAUACAAUCUGAUGACCUUUUGAAACAACUGAUAGAUGACUGUGGAGGAAGAUACCAAGUCUUCAAUAACAAAGAUCAGACCGACCAUGAGCAAGUCAGAGAGCUGAUGAAGAAGUCCAUCAAAAUGCUGAAGGAAAAUGGCGACCGAUGCUUCACCUCAGAUAUGUUUCGAGAGGCAGAGGCCUCCAUAAAACAUGAAAUGGAGAAGAUCCUGAAGGAGAAAGAAAAAGAAAUGCAGAGACAGAGGGAGGAGCUGCAACGGAAACAUGAGGAGGAAAUGGAAGCAGUGAUGAGAAGAAUGAAACAAGAGAGAGAAGAAAGUGAGCAGAGGAAAGCCAAACAGCUUCAAGAAAUGGAGGAAAAUAUCAACAAGGAACGAGAGGAGAGAAGGAGAGAUGAGGAGAAGAGAACAAAAGAGGAGGAGGAGAAGAAAAGGCAGGAAGUAAUUCAACAAAUGGAAUGGGAGAAAAAACUUGGUGGAGAAAGAGAGCACAACAAAGAAAAGAUAAAAAAGCAAAAGGAAGAAUGGGAGAAGAAGAGAAAAGCAGCGUGGAUCAAACAACAAAAAAAAAAAGAAAAGAUAAGACAAGAGGAGCAAACAAGAAUUCUAAGGUUGCAAGAAGAGUACGAGCAGGAAAAAGAAAAACAUGAACAACUAAGAAAAGAAGAAGAUCAGAAGAGAAGAGAACAGGAGGAGGAGAAAAAACAAAUGGAGGAAAACUUUAACAAAGAACUGGAAGAAGUGAAGCGGAAAUAUCAAAAGGAGGCCAGAAAACAAGCUGAAAAAAUUAACAAUUUCAGAAAGAUAUUCAAGUACCUGAAGGAAAUAGAAGACCUGAAGAAAAGCCCAUAACAAGUAGAAACGAAACACGAAGGCAAGUGUAUCAUCCUCUGAUCUUCACCUCAACAGGGUCCAAUCCAAACCAAUCAGAAAGAACUACCACUUAUUGAUACAUUUCCACUUUGUGAGUAUUUGUUAUAACUCAUCCCGUAGUUUUGUUUCAAUGCCUUAUGGUUUUUGGAAAGCCACAUACAUUCAUUUUUACUGAGAACAAGGCUUUAAAAGGAGUUAUAAUUUUGGUUUAGGAUUCAUAAGUAGAAUCAAAGAUGGGUGGAACUCCACCUCCUUGGCCUGUUCCUCUUGGAAUAUAAAUAUUAAUGUGACUGGGUGGAGUGGCUUCUCAUCUGUUUUUACAUACACUGCCUGGCCAAAAAAAAAGGUCACACACUCUAAGCCCGAUGGAUCCUGGCCUUGUCCUCUUGGAACAUGCCCGUGCCAUCAGGGAAGAAGAAAUCCAUGGAUGGAAUAACCUGGUCCUUCAGUAUAUUCAGGGAGUCAGCUGACCUCAUUCUUGGGCACAUUGCUGAACCUAGACCAGCCCAACUGCAGCAACCCCAGAUCAUAGCACUAACCCCACAGGCUGGUGACCUUUCUUUUGGCCGGGCAGUGUAUAUGCUGUUGUGUUUUAUUUUUUAUUAUUACCUCUAAAUGUGUGUAUAUGUAUAUUUUUGUAUAUGUCUAUAUAUACAGUAUAUACACAGCUCUCUCUCCAAAUUGUUCUUAACAGUGUCAGAACUUUCUCCAAUAAACUAAAAAAAACGGAGGUAAUUGUUUUUGGAGCCAAAGAGGAACGAAUAAAAGUCAGCGCUGAGCUUCAGUCGGGUAUCUUCAAACAACAGAUAACGCCAGAAAUCUAGGUGUAGUCCUGGACUCUGACCUGAAUUUCAACAGGCACAUUAAUCUUGGCAACACUUACUACUUUUAAUUCCAGUCACAGCUUUUUAUUGAACGAUUCUUAUCUUACACUGCCCUGUAACUUUUAUUCAUGCAUUUGUUUCUUAUCUUUGCUUUAUUGUUUCCAUUACACUAUUUGUUAAUGCUCUUAAUGUUUUCAUUUUGGUAAAGCACUUUGAAUUGCCUUGUGUUGAAAGGUGCUAUAUAAAUACAAUUGCCUUGCAUAUGUAUACAUUUCCUUUUAUAUUUUUUAUUCUCUGGGAUGGUGAGAAACACAAUUUCUGUUCCUGUUUAACGAUCUGCAGCCGAACUGCUGGGUCUGAAUGUACAUCACAUAUGAUUCCCAUUUCUGUUAUAAUCAUUCAUUUGUUUUAGUAUCAUGUGAAGUAAAAUGUUGGUUCAAUAAAUACAUCAUUCUAAUUUCAA
Eleginops maclovinus (Patagonian blennie) is the source of this 4040-nucleotide messenger RNA. RefSeq names its product GTPase IMAP family member 8-like. The record is from RefSeq and is a predicted model, not a curated record. Gene Ontology annotation, molecular function: protein-folding chaperone binding; GTP binding. Lineage: Eukaryota; Metazoa; Chordata; Actinopteri; Perciformes; Eleginopidae.